Molecule: messenger RNA, 987 nt
Organism: Ostreobium quekettii
Lineage: Eukaryota; Viridiplantae; Chlorophyta; Ulvophyceae; Bryopsidales; Ostreobiaceae
Source: the annotation of a GenBank genome assembly
AUGUCACAAGAUGCUCUACUGCGGUUUGAUGGCAGGGUCGCAGUUCUUCAACAUGUCACUGAGCAGCAGUUUUGUGACCAUGUGCUCCCCGCUAGGCUACCGGUGGUGCUGAAAGGUUUGGACAUAGGUUGCGCCCCACAGCAAUGGACACCUGCAUAUUUGAGGGAUCUGCCGUCGAGUCAAGCCACUCUUGUGGGCGUCCAUGUGUCCACAGAGCCCAGUGGAUGCCUUAAUUUUGUCAACAGGAAUUUUGUGUUUAAGACAAUGAGCCUCUCCGAGCUUGUUGCAAGGUGCACAGGACAGAAGAUGGAGCCUUUGAUUGGGAACGGAGAGCGAUAUUACCUGAGGAGCAUUGGAGCCAAUCCACGAAAAGAGCCAUCAAGCAUUGAAAAGUCAUUCCCAGACUUGGCGCGGUCACUGAAUCUGCCUCAGCUCUUUCCUGCCGACUCAGAGUUUUCCAGUGUUCUUCGCAUCACAUCGCCAGGGGUCAGACUGUGGACCCAUUUCGACGUCAUGGACAAUUUCCUAGUUCAAAUCAGGGGAACGAAGAGAGUGCAGCUGUGGAGCCCAGAUGACGAAGAAAAUUUAUAUGUACAGGGUUCCAGCUCUGAGGUCAUGGACGUUGACGAUCCAGAUUUGGCGCGCUACCCGCUGUUCGCCAAAGCCUGCCGCUGGAAGUGCGAGCUGCAACCGGGGGAUGUGCUUUUCAUUCCUGCCCUGUGGUUCCACAAUGUGUACACGGAAGAAUUUAGUGUAUCCGCCAACGUCUUCUGGCGCCAACUUCCCAAGAACAUGUACGACAAGAAAGAUCUGUACGGUAACCGCGAUCCAAUUCCUGCCACGGAGGCCCUCAAGGCGAUUGAUGCAGCAGCAGCCAAGCUGCUGGAGCUGCCAAAUUACUACAGGCAGUUUUAUUGCAAGAGGCUGCAGCGGCAGUUGGGAAGUUUAGUGGACGCUGGUGCUUGUGGGGAAUGUGGGAUAGAAUGA